AUGCAUUACUCCCAGCUCCUCAUCACCGCCGCUGCCCUCUUCACCCAAGGCAGCCUGGCCGUUGGUGUCAAAACCUACAGUGGUCGUGACUGCACCGGCACAGAACAGACUCUCACCGUCGAUCACAACGCAGCUUGCAAUCCCAAAGUCCAGCGAUUUCAGUCUUACAGAGAGAACGGAUUUGGACCCAGCAAUGGGCAGAGAAUUGCAUUCUAUGCUCAGCCGAGUUGCUCUCAGGAGUCGUUCAUAUAUGACACGUACUCUUACAAUGGAGAUUACUUCCAUUCUAAGCAGUGCUACAAUAUCGAUGGCCAUUCUCCUGUCAAGUACGCUCAGGGUGCGAAACUCUAUUAG
Messenger RNA from Fusarium redolens, 354 nucleotides. RefSeq lists its product as uncharacterized. The coding region runs from base 1 to 354 and encodes 117 amino acids. The record is from RefSeq and is a predicted model, not a curated record. Lineage: Eukaryota; Fungi; Ascomycota; Sordariomycetes; Hypocreales; Nectriaceae. The transcript has a single exon.